This is a messenger RNA of Theobroma cacao (cacao), 690 nucleotides long. NCBI's taxonomy places the organism in Eukaryota, Viridiplantae, Streptophyta, Magnoliopsida, Malvales, Malvaceae. The record is from RefSeq and is a predicted model, not a curated record.
AUGAAUGCUGCAAAUCUCAUAAUUGGCAAUCCUUUUAAAGUUAAAAGGGAUGGAGUCUUGAGCAAAGAAUUCGAAGGAAACAAGAAUUCUUUAGGCGCUAACCAUGACAAUGGUGCAAUCAAUGAAACUGUGUAUUUCUUCCAGGAGGAUCUUUACCCUGUACCCUUUUCGAGUGACAAGUUACCUGAAAUUUUAAACCGCUUCUCUUUAGAAGCCGGAUCCAGGGAAGCUAAUGCUAUGAAAGAAACAAUUAAAGGUUGUGAGAGAGAAGUCAUGACUGGCCAAGAAAUGUAUUGUGCCACAUCGUUUGAGUCCUUUGUAGACUCGAGUAUUUCAAAGCUUGGAAAAAAUAUCGAACUGCUGUCAAAUGAGCUUGGAAAAGAAAAGAAAAACCCAGUGUUUACUAUUGAUAGGGAAAUUCAAAACAUGGGAGAAGAGGAGCUAGUUUGCCACAAGAUGAAGUAUCCAUAUGCUGUGUUUGUAUGCCAUUCAAUCGACAGAACAGCAGUGUAUAAAGUUCCAUUGGUUAGCAUAGAUGGGACAAAAGCUAAUGCUCUGGCCAUUUGCCACGAAGAUACAUCGGCUUGGAACCCCGAUCACCCUGCCUUUUGGAUUCUCAAAGUUAAACCAGGAACUGUCCCUAUUUGCCAGUUCAUUGUCAGAGAUACCCUUGUCUGGGUUUCCAAGUGA